AUGGAUUUAUUAGUACUAAAUAAUCGAUUACAUCCAGCCAAAAAUCUUAAAGUUUAUUGUUCGAAAAUUCCAAAACCAACUAGUGGUUGGCAGAGAGCACAAAGAUAUCAAGAAAACGACGUUGCCUUUAUUAUUUAUACAGGCGCUUCACUGUAUGCAACACGUGCAAAGAGCGUGCGAGAUACAUGGGUAUCUCGCGUGACUAAUUCUUAUUUUCUCGGCUCGAAGCCGUAUCCAAGUCUACCUAUCACAGUUAUAGAAAAUACUGGUGAAGAUUAUCAAUCGAAUACUAAAAAGAUCUUUUAUGGUCUCGAAUUAAUCUAUAGAAAACAGCAAACAAUACAUCCAUCUAAACGACACAAAUGGUAUCUUUUAGUUGGCUGUGAUACUUAUGUAAAUGUACCACAUCUUCUCAAACAACUCGAUCCAUAUAAUUUUACACAGCCAUAUUUUAUUGGAGGUUCAAUUGGUGAAGGAAUAUGCUAUCACAAGAACGGAACUUCUUAUAAUAGUCUAUUUGUUGGUGGCAAUACGGCACAUAUAUUUAGUGCAGCACUUGUUGAAGAAUUGUAUCCUCAUUUAUCCGUUUAUGUUCAAUCGAUUUGGCCUCAACCAAACCACUCGGCCGCCGGAGCAUCUGAUGUUGCCUUGUCUUGUCUUAUCUUCAGCUUAGGAUACAACAUGACUAUAUUACCAGGACUUUGGAGACGCUCGCCUAAUGGAAUCAUUAAAGAGUUUGGAUUAAGAGCAACUUUAAAAGUUAAGGAACCAAGCAGUUGGCAUUACAUACAUCCUGCACAAAUGAUUGAUUUGGACGAAUUUUAUGCAUACCAGUAUGUUGAUCGACUGAAGAACGAUCAAAAUUGGUAUGAAUUAGUAGACUUUAUUCAUCUUUUUAUUGGUACACAUUAUGAAACGUUAAGGAAACAUCAACCAAAUGACACUGAGAAGCUUGUGAGAACAUAUAGAUAA
Rotaria sp. Silwood1 is the source of this 972-nucleotide messenger RNA. The record is from the annotation of a GenBank genome assembly. NCBI's taxonomy places the organism in Eukaryota, Metazoa, Rotifera, Eurotatoria, Philodinida, Philodinidae.